Striga hermonthica is the source of this 847-nucleotide messenger RNA. NCBI's taxonomy places the organism in Eukaryota, Viridiplantae, Streptophyta, Magnoliopsida, Lamiales, Orobanchaceae. The record is from the annotation of a GenBank genome assembly.
GGACCUCUGAUCCGUCGAGACACGUAAGGACGUUUGAAAAUAUGGCUGUGUUGCACGGAUAUACUGAUCCCGUUAGUUGCAGGGCUUUUUUAUCGACCCUCAGGGGAGGGGCGCUCGACUGGUUCCAACAGCUCCCCCCAGGCUCGAUAGUGGACUUUGGAGAUUUUGCAAAAAAGCUGACAAAUCAAUAUUCGAGCGCGGUGGCUCAGGAGAAGACGUAUUUGACAUUGAUGGCGAUGAGACAGGGCGAGAAAGAAUCAUUGCGCAAGUAUGUUGCUCGAUAUAAUCAGGCUUGUUUGGAGAUUCCAUCGGCGGUCGACGAGGUCAAGGCGGGAGGACUGAUAAGGAGUUUGCGAGCGGGGCCGUGUAGAACUUCUUUGGCUAAGACCCCUGCCCACACGUAUGAUGAAGUAUUGAGGACGUGUAGAAAAUAUAUCAAUCUCGAGGAGACUGAGGCGGAGUUUGCCAAGCUGGAGGAAUUAGGUCGAGGGGAGUCAAGGAAGGAAAAAACGGUCUCGCCCAAAAGGAAAGCCUCGCCCAGGAGGGAGGGGCGAGCUAGACAAGACCGAGGGCGAGAGGAUAGGUGGAAGGACCGACCCAUCUCUGGGGGAAAAAGAUUCCAUGAUUACACCCCGUUGAACACAAAGGUAGCCGAGGUUCUGAUAGCUAUGGAGAAAAGGAUAGAUGAGAAAGACGUGACGUGGCCCAGGUCGAGGUUCGAGGGGCCCACCCAACUGAAGUCGAGGAGAUAUUGCCGCUUUCACAAAGACUAUGGCCACACUACUGAGGAUUGUCGGCACCUCAAGGAUGAAAUUGAGCGCCUCAUUCGAGCAGGACACCUCAAGGA